AUGGAGCCGGGACUGCCGGCGGGACGGACGGCUAUGGCGCCGCUGCUGGAGUACGAGCGGCAGCUGGUGCUGGAACUGCUCGACACCGACGGGCUAGUGGUGUGUGCCCGCGGGCUCGGCGCGGACCGGCUCCUCUACCACUUCCUCCGGCUGCACUGCCACCCGGCCUGCCUGGUGCUGGCGCUCAACACGCAGCCCGCCGAGGAGGAGUAUUUUAUCAAUCUGCUGAAGCUAGAAGGAGUUGAACAUCUCCCUUGCCGUGUAACAAAUGAAAUCGCAAGUAACAGUCGUUAUGAGGUUUACACACGAGGUGGCGUUAUAUUUGCAACAAGUCGUAUACUUGUGGUUGAUUUCUUGACUGAUAGAAUACCUUCAGAUUUAAUUACUGGCAUCUUGGUGUAUAGAGCCCACAGAAUAAUUGAGUCUUGUCAAGAAGCAUUCAUCUUGCGCCUCUUUCGCCAGAAAAACAAACGUGGUUUUAUAAAAGCUUUUACAGACAAUGCUGUUGCCUUUGAUACUGGUUUUUGUCAUGUGGAAAGAGUGAUGAGAAACCUUUUUGUGAAGAAGCUAUAUCUGUGGCCAAGGUUCCAUGUAGCAGUAAACUCAUUUUUAGAACAGCACAAACCAGAAGUCGUAGAAAUUCAUGUCUCUAUGACACCUGCCAUGCUGGCUAUACAGACUGCUAUACUGGACAUAUUAAAUGCAUGUCUAAAGGAACUAAAGUGCCAUAACCCAUCGCUUGAAGUGGAAGAUUUAUCUUUAGAAAAUGCUAUUGGAAAACCUUUUGACAAGACAAUCCGCCAUUAUCUUGAUCCUUUAUGGCACCAGCUUGGAGCCAAGACUAAAUCCUUGGUUCAGGAUUUGAAGAUACUACGAACUUUGCUGCAGUAUCUCUCUCAGUAUGAUUGUGUUACAUUCCUUAAUCUUCUGGAAUCUCUGAGAGCAACGGAAAAGGCUUUUGGUCAGAAUUCAGGCUGGCUGUUUCUUGACUCCAGUACCUCGAUGUUCAUGAAUGCACGAGCAAGGGUUUACCAUGUUCCAGAUGCCAAAAUAAGUAAAAAAGGCAAAACUUCUGAAAAAAUGGAGAUUAAUGAAGGACAAGAAGCUAAAAAGGAGCUGGUCUUAGAAAGCAGCCCGAAGUGGGAGGCACUAACGGAAGUAUUGAAAGAGAUUGAAGCAGAAAAUAAGGAGAGCGAAGCCCUUGGUGGUCCAGGCCAAGUACUUAUUUGUGCCAGUGAUGAGCGAACAUGCUCCCAGCUGAGGGACUAUAUCACUCUCGGAGCAGAGGCCUUCUUACUGAAGCUCUACCGGAAAACCUUUGAGAAGGACAGCAAAGCUGAAGAAGUGUGGAUGCAAUUUAGAAAGGAGGACAGUUCAAAGAGAAUUAUGAAACCCAGCAAAAGACCCAAAGGCCCCCAAAACAAAGAACGGGCUUCCACCAAAGAAAAGACUCUCAAAAAGAAAAAACGAAGGUUGACUUUAACUCAGAUGAUAGGAAAAUCUGAGGAACUGGAAGAGGAAGGGGAUGUCGAGGAAGGAUUUCAUAGAGAAAUAAGCAGUAGCUCAGAAAGCCGUUUGGAAGAAAUUAAGCAUGAAGAAUUUGAUUUAAAUUUAUCAUCAGAUGCUGCUUAUGGAAUCCUGAAAGAACCCCUGACUAUCAUCCAUCCACUUCUGGGUUGUAGCGACCCCUAUGCUCUGACAAGGGUACUCCAUGAAGUGGAGCCAAGAUAUGUGGUUCUCUAUGAUGCAGAGCUAACGUUCGUACGUCAGCUGGAAAUUUACAGGGCAAGUAGGCCUGGGAAACCUCUGAGGGUUUACUUUCUCAUAUAUGGAGGUUCAACUGAGGAACAGCGCUAUCUCACUGCUUUGCGGAAAGAAAAAGAAGCUUUUGAAAAGCUCAUAAGGGAAAAGGCUACCAUGGUUGUCCCUGAAGAAAGGGAAGGCAGAGAUGAAACAAACCUAGACUUAGUAAGAGGCACAGUGUCUACAAACGUUUCUGCUGACACUCGCAAAGCCGGUGGCCAGGAACAGAAUGGUACGCAGCAAAGCAUAGUUGUGGAUAUGCGUGAAUUUCGAAGUGAACUCCCGUCUCUGAUUCAUCGUCGGGGCAUUGACAUUGAACCGGUGACGUUAGAGGUUGGAGAUUACAUCCUGACUCCAGAAAUGUGCGUGGAACGCAAGAGUAUCAGUGAUUUGAUCGGUUCUUUAAACAACGGCCGCCUCUACAGCCAGUGCAUCGCCAUGUCCCGCUAUUACAAGCGACCUAUGCUUCUGAUCGAGUUUGACCCUAAUAAGCCUUUCUCCCUCACUUCCAGAGGUGCCUUAUAUCAGGAGAUCUCCAGCAAUGACAUUAGUUCCAAACUCACUCUCCUUACACUUCACUUCCCCAGACUCCGGAUUCUCUGGUGCCCCUCCCCUCAUGCAACUGCCGAGCUGUUUGAGGACCUGAAACAAAAUAAGCCACAACCUGAUGUGGCAACAGCACUGGCCGUUACAGCAGAUUCGGAAACCCUGCCCGAGUCAGAAAAGUAUAAUCCUGGUCCCCAAGACUUCUUGUUAAAAAUGCCAGGGGUAAAUGCCAAAAACUGUCGCUCCUUGAUGAGCCACGUUAAGAACAUCGCAGAAUUAGCAACUCUGUCCCAAGACAAGCUCACAGGUAUUCUGGGGAAUGCUGCAAAUGCUAAGCACCUAUAUGACUUCAUUCACGCCUCUUAUGCAGAAGUUGUCUCUAAGGGAAAAGUGAAAAAAUGAGCAGUGGUGGCUGUUUUCUGAUCCCAUGACUGUGCUUUUCAGUUGCACUUUGCCAGCCAUCGUAGGGCAUUAUUAAUCAUUAGCUCGGUACUUCAUUCUCUUCUACUGCUUUUAAUGAUUGUGCAUUCUGUUUCAAGGUCACUGGACCAGAAGCCAAGGUUCCUCUCUGAACUCUGCAUUUAAGCAUCGUGUUAACUUCCCCACAUCUGCUCUCCCCCUCCCUGCACUGUCCAUGCCAGACUUGGUAUAUUCAAUUUUUAAAUGAGGUGUGUCGGGAUCAGGUAAAGUUUCUACAAGUGUUAAUUAUGGAAGGCCAUUUUUGAAACAAGCAGAAAUCUGUGUUUGCUUCACAAACUGAAAAAAUACACAGUCAUGCUCCUACCCUCUGUCUACACAGAGGCACUCUGGAACACUGAGAAGGGACAUCUCUUUGCCAUUCCUGACCUGUUCUCUCUCACAUAUUUUCUUCAACCCCAAGCUUCUGCCACCUGUCUGCGUCUAAGGAAAAUUCACGGGGCUUUCCUUCUACUAAUUUGAGACAGCCAUCUCUCAAGCUGGCUGACUAGUCUUAUCACCUGAAUGUAUGUAGUGUGUACUAUAACUUGACUGUUCAAAACUAGUAUUUUUAAGACAUAAAAUGAAUUUGAUGGUGUGGGUGAAAGAGCCCUUGGAAUUCUGUUUUUACACAUAUUCAACCUCCUAAAAUCAGAAAUCUCUAAGCCCAAUAGCUAGUUAUAGAGUCUUUUAAGACGUCUCUUCCCAGCUCUCCUCACAUAUCCUAAGACGUCAGCACCAUUUCCCCUAGAAGUGCAACACCAGCUCAUCCUGUCUUUGGUUCUCCAUUCCUCAUGUUCCUGUGCCAGAGGGCCCUACCUGCUGUGUGUGAGGACUCAAACACAAGCAGAUGAGUGGCCCACAAAGCUUUUAAGAUUUGGCUUUUCUUCCUUGAGUUGAGAUGAAAGGAUUGUAGAUAAGUGGAAGAUCAAUGCAUAGAAUAUAUUAAAAUUCAGAAGAAAUAUAUUUAUUUAAAAACCCAUAAAGUAAUCCCAUUCUAAACCUCCAUCUGAUUGAUUUAGGUUGGCUUUUUACUGAAGUGUACAUACAGGAUGUUCAUAGCAUCUUUGUUCAGUUUUUAAACUUUUAUAUUUAAACAUUAUUAACUUAGCUAUGAUUUACAUAUUUCGUAAUGAGUAGUACAUUUUCUACCUCAAGAGCUAAUAUAGACAUCAAUUUUGCUAGCCAUAUCACAUAGUUUAGCAUUUCAUCAAUGUCAGCUAUUUUUUUGUUUAUUACACUGAAGAGACAGUGGACCACAUGACACAAAAUUGUCUUCAACUUUAACAAAAGUGCUUUUAACUAUCCUUUCCAAACUGAACCUCUCAUAUUGGCAUCUUGAUUUAUUGGUACUUAACAGUAUAGAUGGAUUUAGAGUACUGUAAGAAUGAAUUGAGGGGUGUCAAGAACCAGAUUGGUGUCCAUGGACCUCUGUGAGGCGAUGUGGAGAGCCCAGAAGAGGACAGAAACACACAUGAAUUUAAGGCAGAAUGAAGAUUUGGGCUAUUUUUGUCCCAGGGUUAAAAAUAUGCCCUCUACAAUAGAAAACAAAAAUAUUGAAUGAUUGCAUUAAUGUUAACAUUCACUUUUGUAUUUAUUGUUUUAUUGAAGUUUAAUCAUAGUUUGAAGUAUGUUAAAAUAAUAUAUCACUUCAAAUGGUAAUGGUUAUUAUGUUUCUUCACUCUAUUCUAGCACUUCUGUUUGUGGUAUGUAAUCUCUAUUUUUUCUUGUAUAAUUCCACCUGCCUUUUAUUGUUUUCAUUACAUAAGAGGAAAAGCUUAACAUAGCACAUUCUGUGAUUGGGGUUUUAAUCCAAGUUAAAUUUUCAAAAAUAAGCUCUUCUUAAAGCUACCAUUUUAAACAGUUCUUGUUGUCUAGUAAAUAACAGUCUUAAUUGUAUUUAGUGCCAGUGUUCUUUGGCUCUCAAAAUCUAUUUGCUGUUGUACCUACAGAACUCAAGUGCACUGUCUCAUGUAUUUUAAUUAUGAUCGAUAAUUUCUGAUGAACUCUAAAAUGGUCAUUAUAGAUGAAAGACUCUCACUGCCACUUCUUCCAACUAAAUAAAUAUAUUUUAAUGAAUUUCCAGUUGUAGAAAGUUUCAGUACAUCCAUCAAAAGUAUUUACUUUUCUCAAAUUUUUUUUACAAAGUUUUACAAUCUAAGGAUUUUUGUUAAAGGAACUAGAGAUGCAUGCAGUUGCAAAAUUAAUGCAUUACUUUGUUUUCUAGCAUCAUUUUGUUAACACUGCCUUUUUCUUUCAAAACACUGAAUAUCCAGUUUACUUAUGAACUCAUACUUAGCUUUUUUAAAACCUUUUUAAAAAGUUAGAUCAGCAUUGUUGCUCUAUUUUACAAGGUUUUUGCAUAAAAAUUUCAACAUGUGAAAUACUGUGAGAUCAUUUUCAGUUUUGUUGGUUUAAAUCAUAGUGCCUCUCUUGAUAUUUCCUUCAAAUUAUACAAGAAGAAAUCAUUUUUAAUACUAGCCAUAAAUAUUGUUCUUUUGGCAAUAAGUUACUGUUUCUUCAGUCUGAGACUGACUGAGUAAGCUGUAUGUCUGCAAUGUUUGUGUGCACACAGCAUGCAGUUUCCCAGCUCAUGAGGGACUGAAAAUAAUUGUCUCAUUCAUCAAUCCAUUAGGACAUGAAGGGUUAAGUCUAGAUUUGGUCAUGUUGAGAUAACAGAGUAUAGAAUUAAUAUAAUGGCCUUCAGCAGUCCUAGAGCAAAUCUGAAGCAGUAGACGGGGAGGGAGACAGGCGUUACUGGUCUUUGCUUUUGUUUUUCAAGCAUAAUUUGAUUUUCCUUUGGCUCACACAACUUCUUUAGGAGAAUUAUUUUCUCUUUUGUGUUGAGUUUAACCUAGAGAUGUCCCCUUAACUAACAUUUUAGGAAAACUCUUUUCUCAGUCCUGAAUAUAUGAAAAUUUAGCCAGGCUUUGACAUGGAUUGUCAUUUUUUAUUAUGUUGCUUUCUAUUUUAAUUUACAGCUAUUUCUUGUCCUAUUCUGAACUUCAGCACUGAAUUAACCAUCUUUACCAGCAGUUUUUCAGUGGCCUCCACCACUGUGCUGUUGUUUUUUAAUGUAAGAGUAUGGAGACAAAAUUUGAUGGGAGUGAGACAUAACUGAUUUAUAUCAAUCUGUAACAGAGGUGUGUGUUUAAUAAAACGUAUAUUUAUUCAGUAUUUUCCUCAGCAAAGUAAAAAAACAAUGUAUAGUGAAAAGGUAUAUAUUACCAGCAGUGUGUUGGUAAAUAUCAUGUGAAAUUCAGAGAAUGUUUAAUUGUUUUCUUUUUUGUUAUGCAGAAUAAAUGAUUAAAGCUGAAGUGCUCUUUGAGCCACUGCUUUGCUGUUUGGCUCGCAUGGUAAA
This is a messenger RNA of Galeopterus variegatus (Sunda flying lemur), 6166 nucleotides long. It is a transcript of the gene ERCC4, whose product is annotated as excision repair cross-complementation group 4. NCBI's taxonomy places the organism in Eukaryota, Metazoa, Chordata, Mammalia, Dermoptera, Cynocephalidae. Gene Ontology annotation, biological process: resolution of meiotic recombination intermediates; double-strand break repair via homologous recombination; nucleotide-excision repair involved in interstrand cross-link repair. Gene Ontology annotation, molecular function: damaged DNA binding; single-stranded DNA binding; single-stranded DNA endonuclease activity. Gene Ontology annotation, cellular component: nucleotide-excision repair factor 1 complex. The coding region runs from base 1 to 2751 and encodes 916 amino acids. The record is from RefSeq and is a predicted model, not a curated record. The transcript is spliced from 11 exons.